UCUCUCUCUCUCUCCUUCUCUGUCCUUCUGUUUGCACUGCUACCUAUUUUUAUUUAUUUUUAUUUUUGGAUUUUCUCUGGAAUUUCUGUCACUACGAUGCUCGUGCUUCUCUGCCUUUCGCUUUCGUUUUGAUUGAAGAGGGGAAAAUUGAACGAGGAAUCGAGACGAUCUCUAACCCUAAAAAGGUUUAAUAGCCGCGGUUGCUAGGUUUUCUGAUUGAACAAAGUAAUUGAAGAUUUAUUUUAUUUGGGAAAAUUGAGGAAUUGUUCGAAAUAAUUUGGGGCUGAAUAAAAAGAGGGGAAAAUGGGAAAAGUGUCUCCAAAAGAAAGGAAUUCGAAGAAGGCCAAACAGAAAAAGCGACGAGGCUCAGGUAACAAGUAUCUGAAGCCGGGUGCUCUUGCUCAGCUUAAGCAUAGCAAGACCUCUUCAGCUAAGUCGUGCACCGAUCUUGGGAGGAAGCGGGUGGCUGUCUUGGAGACCAAGAAGGUUAAGGGCGAUAUGGUGCUUGAGGAUAGGGCUAUUGAUAAAAGCCCUUUGAUGUUGUCGCCUGUGAAUUUGGUUAGACAGAAUAGUUUGUUGAAAACUCCAAAGACCCCUCGAACUGAAGAUUGCGUGUCGGAGUCCCGGCUUGAAUCUCUCCCCAUGGAUUUGCUGGUUAAAGUAUUGUGUCACUUGCACCAUGACCAACUGAAGGCAGUUUUUCAUGUCUCUCAACGAGUUAGAAAAGCUGUUUUACUUGCAAGGCAGUUCUAUUUUAAUUAUACAACUCCAGAUCGCUCUAGACAGGAGAUGUUAAAUACAAUGACACCCCACCCUACAGAGCACUGGCCUUUUUUAAGCAAGGGAGAUGGGAAAGGCAUAUUCAUUCGAAGCCCCCAUACUCCAAAAGCACCAAGGCAUGGCCCCCGACCACCAUCUCGCCUCAAAGUCUCGGAAAUGCGGCAGGUUGCAGCAGUUCUCUUCCAGGAGUCAAACUUCCCUUCAAGAUGCAUGGUCCCUUCUGUGUUACCAAAGCCCCUCUGCAAAUCAUUGGCUUCGAAUCGAGUUUUGUUCUAUGAGGACGAAUUAUGUCAGGCUGUUGCUCAGAAUAAACUUCUUUAAGCUGGUUGCCUCAUGUUUUCUACAUGUAUAUAGUUCAUCUCCCGUAUCUAUAAAUUUCGUGGUCAGGUAGGAAGUAGCAGUUUUGUAGAGUUGCUUGGGCCAGUUUAGGAGAUAUGGAAUGGAACCUCAUAUUUUGAAUUAGGAGGUAAAAGAAUUCAGAUCACGGUUGUGGGAUAGUUUUUAAUUUUUAAAACUGGUUACUUGUAUAUUUCCUAUAUGUGUUUCGAAACAAUGGCUGGUUGUUUUCUCAGCAAUAUCAUUUCUAUUUU
Molecule: messenger RNA, 1370 nt
Organism: Prunus mume (Japanese apricot)
Lineage: Eukaryota; Viridiplantae; Streptophyta; Magnoliopsida; Rosales; Rosaceae
Gene: FBS4
Product: F-box family protein
Molecular function (GO): protein binding
Source: RefSeq, a predicted model, not a curated record